This is a messenger RNA of Paraphaeosphaeria sporulosa, 1184 nucleotides long. RefSeq lists its product as uncharacterized. Bases 1 to 1074 code for a protein of 357 amino acids. NCBI's taxonomy places the organism in Eukaryota, Fungi, Ascomycota, Dothideomycetes, Pleosporales, Didymosphaeriaceae. The transcript has 4 exons. The record is from RefSeq and is a predicted model, not a curated record.
AUGUCUAAUUUCGAUCCCAAUGCCAUACUGAGAGGCGCCCAGCUCACUCUCAACCCGGCAUUGUUCACCUCCAAGCACUAUCGUCAAGCUGCCUUGGCCGUUGCUGCAGGAAUCGCCAUCCGUAUACUCGUUUCCAUACCAGUCGUCAGCAUCAGAGGUCUAUUAUGGAUCCUAGCAUUUGUUGUAGACAUGGACCACGCGCAGUGGGACAACACCAUCGUCGAUGGCCUCCACUUCCUCGAACACUCGGUCCUUCAAGUGCCCUUCUUCUUGAUGACACUCAUGCGAUACAUCACCCCGACCCUCGACGACAUGUUCAUGGAAUCCCUUCGCUGGGUCGAUCAAACGUACAUUCAGAAGCACAAGUCUGAAGAUCCUCGCAACCUCCGCGCCAUGUACUACCCCAAUCUGAACAUGUAUCCGACCCACGGCCCAAAGACCGAAACCAAGACACCGCUCAAGCAAGCACUCACUGCCUUUGCGAUCAGGUAUGGGCGCAAGGCUGGCAUAUCUCUCGCCGUGCUAGCUUUGUCAUACGUACCCUACGUCGGCCGGUUCGUGCUUCCCGCUGCAAGUUUCUAUACCUUCCAGAAGUCUGUUGGUCCACAGCCGGCUGUGGCGAUAUUUGCAGUGGCGCUAGUCAUGCCAAAGCGAUACUUGGUGUCCUUUUUGCAGUCGUACUUCUCUUCUCGAACGCUCAUGCGCGAACUCUUGGAGCCCUACUUUGCUCGCGUACGCUAUACGAAGGAACAGAAGCACAUGUGGUUCAAAGACCGUGCUGGUGUACUUUUUGGCUUCGGCCUUGGUUUCUACGUAUUCGUCAAGAUACCCUUGGUUGGCGUUCUGAUCUACGGUCUUGCAGAAGCCUCAACAGCUUACUUGAUCACCAAGAUUACUGAACCGCCGCCGGCUCCCUCAGAUGCGGAAGCGUUUAAGCAGGAGGAUGUUCGAUGGAAGAACAAGCAUGAAUUUCUCAACUUGCCGUGGCAGGACAUGGAUGCCUACAAUAUCCAGAUGACGAAAGACAGCUUCCGGUCAGAAGUUCGGCAGACGCCUCGCAAGACCUUUAGUUAGGAUAGUCACCGUAGCUAGCAACGGGUAUAUUCUCAAGGUCUUGCAUAAGCUUAGGCACGGCCGUAGACCGAAUAAUGAUAGACUAUAGACGGGAACAGAAAUGAGUAACG